GAAAGAACUCCACUGCUCAAAGAUCGAGGGACACUCCUGAAUCGACCGAAACUGCUGCAAAACCAACAGAGCAUGUGACGGUGAGAGCUGCAGCAGGGAAAAGGAGACGAGCAGGCGGUACAUGGACUAAACUGUUCUGUCCUCUACUUCUCCAUUGCAGUGGCUGCUUGGAAUUCUUUAGGGGGCUCGUCUUCCCGUUUUAUGGAGCAUUAACAAUGUCACUCUGAAUGUGUGAGAGGUGCAUUGCAUUUUUAUACCUUUGGAGUUUUACCAAAUAAUAUAUGGCACAGGCAGUAUUAAAACUGUUGUAAUGGGCUAAACUUUAAUCCAAACAACACUGUCAGUGAGAUGAAUUCUCUAAGGCAACAUGUUGUGACAGUAUUAGAGUGGAUAAGCUUAUGGCUGAAAUGUGUUCUUACAAGACUUUGGGGAGCUUUUCCAGCAGUCAAAAGUCAGAUAGUAUCCACAGUUAUUACAACUACAGGAUCAUGCAAAGCAGACUCAGAGGAGUGGAAAGCCAAUGAGGCACUUUGCACCUAUCACCCUGGAGAUGGAGAUGAAGCCAUGGUUACAGUCCAAACUAGCACAUGUGCAUUCCAUGUGGACCUUGGGAGACUUUCAGAGUGCAGCGAAUACUUCCGAGCCUUGUCCAGGUCCAGAAUGAGAGAGACCUCAGAGAGCCUCAUCCACCUGGACCAUGUGUCCUCCUCUGUAUUCCACAAUCUCCUUGAGUUCUCCUUCUAUAAUAAGUUUAAAGUCCCUCAGGAGGAGUUGGGCACACACAUCCAGGUCAGCAGCUAUCUCCUGGCUGAGGCCUUCCUCUCAAAGUGCCUGUCAGUCCUCGCAGAUGAACUCAGCCCAGGAAACUGUUUGUCUUACCUGAGUCUGGCUCAGGAGAUCUGCUCUGUGGAGCUGAAGCUGACAGUGUUCACCUACCUGAGUAGAAACCUACUGGAGCUGCCUCACCUCAUCAAGUGUCUGAACGAUGCAGAGAAGGACGAAGUUGUCCACCUGAGGAUACAAGGAGACAGACAUCUCUGCAGCCUUAGGAAGGAAAACCUGACUUCUUGGAACGACCCAGAAACAGAACGUGCCCGACAUAUCUUCACCCUGAAAGGGUCAGAGGACAACGGAGAUUGGUAUCCAGUUACAGAGCUUCCUUUCAGGGCUGACAAGUGGUGUUUUACUACAGUGGUCCUGAAUAACUACCUGUACGUAAUAGGAGGCUACCGGCAGCGUGUGAAGAGAGGCUGGGAGUUCAAGUUGGCUUCCUUAAGGUAUAAUCCCUUUACUCAUGCAUGGGCUACCACAGCUCCUCUGAUUAAGCACAGACGGCAUUUCAGUGCAGUGGCCUGUGAAGGCUGUAUUUACGCUGUGGGAGGCUGGUACUUGGACUCAUUGGUGACCCCAGACUCCAGCACAGCUCUUUAUACAGCUGUAGAAUGCUAUGAUCCGUGGGGGGACACAUGGAGGUUUGUCUCCUCACUGCCGCUCACUGACUUCCAGUUCACCGUGUCCUUGUCCCAUGACGUGCCCCUUGCCACUAGCCUUGGACACUGUCUCUAUGUGUUGGGGAGCAUCCAGAGGACUGGAGAGAAACUGCUGCUGCAGUACAACACGAGGCAUGACUCCUGGUCUGAACUACUUCCCACCCUCACCAGAGCGGAUGCAGACCUCCCUACUCUUUACUUCCUGGGUGCCACUGACAGGCUGGUUGUGAUUGGUGGGAACAACUCAGGGAAUGUGGUGACAUCAUUCUGUGUGCAAUCACAGAGAUGGGGACAGGUGCACAGGGCUGAGAAAGUGGCCUUAGCAGGACAAGGGGUGGUUGUAGGUGACCAGAUCCUGAUGCCAAGUAUAGAGCACAACACUGUUGCAAGGAUGGAUCUCCAAACUCUCUCCCUCACAGUUCUUCCUCCUCUUCCCAUCUCCACCCAAUAUGAAUCUGUCUUUUAUCUUUACUUUUAAUGUUAUAGUUUUGCUAUACUGCACAUAUUUUGUGAUAUUUUUUGUAGCUGAAUGUAAGGGGUGGAAGUAACAAAGUAUUGUAACAAAGUCCUUUGUGUACUUGUACUUUUAUUUUAGUAUUUUUAAAUACCGUUAUUUUUUUUUAAUUGUCUCUUUUCUGGUUUAUUCUAGUGAGGCAACACAGGAAGGUGGUUGUAUAUUUAUAAUUAAUAAUCAAAAUCUGUUGUAUGUGCAGGCUGCAAAGUGCGUCUAUAGAAAUGGAAUUUACUGUCGAUUUGGACAUAAGGGUUCCUGUUGCAGAUGUUGUUCCACUUAUAUGUAUAAGUUGACAUUUAAUUCAAUUUAUUUUGUAGCCUAAAGAUGUUUUCCAUUUUACAGUAGUAUUAUAUAUCAUCAUAACCUGUAACCAGUACUGUUUAUUCAGAGUAGGCUACAUUUUAACUGACCUACUUUUUACUUUUAUUUUAGUACAUUUACCAACUCUGUUUAUUAGACUGCUUUUUAAGAAAAUUGAUUUGGUGAUGUGUGUGUACCUGUAUGUUCUGUAUAUUAUGUGUCUUAAUAGUCUCUGCUGUUCUCCCUCAUAUGUGAGAUCCAAAAUCUUGAUGUUAUUUUUCUCAGUUCAUAAAGGUUAUUAAGGGCUUAA
This is a messenger RNA of Perca fluviatilis (European perch), 2614 nucleotides long. RefSeq names its product kelch-like protein 6. NCBI's taxonomy places the organism in Eukaryota, Metazoa, Chordata, Actinopteri, Perciformes, Percidae. The record is from RefSeq and is a predicted model, not a curated record. The transcript has 9 exons. Gene Ontology annotation, molecular function: protein binding. The coding region runs from base 349 to 1968 and encodes 539 amino acids.